Triticum aestivum (bread wheat) is the source of this 1520-nucleotide messenger RNA. Its product is annotated as caffeoylshikimate esterase. NCBI's taxonomy places the organism in Eukaryota, Viridiplantae, Streptophyta, Magnoliopsida, Poales, Poaceae. The transcript has a single exon. Bases 255 to 1232 code for a protein of 325 amino acids. The record is from RefSeq and is a predicted model, not a curated record.
GAAAUUUCAGUACUCCAAAUCGUAUUAUUUGUCUACCCUGAAUAUGAUGUUUUUUUUUGUUGAGAAUCGACGGUACCACGCCAGCGCCAUACCGUAGUACAGUAGCAUCAUUCAUCAGCCGUCAUCGGCCGAUCCGCCUGUAGAGUCUGGUAGUACUUGUACCAAAUAAAAUAUCCUCCUCUCGCCCUCGUUUGCAUCUACUACUCCAAGAACGCACCAAGGGGAGCGGGGUGAGAGCUCGAGAAGGCGUCAUCAUGGUGCAUCCGGUGGCGGAGGCCGACGAGCGGAGCCCCAUGGGCGGGCUCACCGCCGACGAGUACUACGCGCGCCACGGGGUCACGCACACCUCCUCCACCUUCGUCAACCCGCGGGGGCUCCGCAUCUUCACCCAGCGCUGGGUGCCCAGCGGGGACGCCCCCGUGCUCGGCGCCAUCGCCGUCGUCCACGGCUUCACCGGCGAGUCCAGCUGGAUGGUGCUCCUCACCGCCGUCCACUUCGCCAAGCAGGGCUUCGCCGUGGCCGCCGUCGACCACCAGGGCCACGGCUUCUCCGAGGGCCUGCAGGCCCACAUCCCGGACAUCACCCCGGUCCUCGACGACUGCGAGGCCGCCUUCGCGCCCUUCCGCGCCGACUACCCGCCGCCGCUGCCCUGCUUCCUCUACGGCGAGUCCCUCGGCGGCGCCAUCGCGCUGCUGCUGCACCUCCGGGACAAGCCCCGCUGGCGCGACGGCGCCGUGCUCAACGGCGCCAUGUGCGGGGUGAGCCCCCGGUUCAUGCCGCCCUGGCCGCUGGAGCACCUGCUCUGGGCGGCGGCCGCCGUCGCGCCCACCUGGCACGUCGCCUUCACCAGGGGGAACAUCCCCGGCCGGUCCUUCAAGGUGGAGUGGAAGCGCGCGCUGGCGCUGGCCAGCCCGCGCCGCACCACGGCGCCGCCCCGCGCCGCCACCGCGCUCGAGCUCCUCCGGGUGUGCCGGGAGCUGCAGGCGCGGUUCGAGGAGCUGGAGCUGCCGCUGCUGGCCGUGCACGGCGGCGACGACACGGUGUGCGACCCGGCGUGCGUGGAGGAGAUGCACCGCCGCGCGGGGAGCAAGGACAAGACGCUGCGCGUGUACCCCGGGAUGUGGCACCAGAUCGUCGGCGAGCCCGAGGAGAACGUGGAGCAGGUCUUCGCCGACGUCCUCGACUGGCUCAAGGCCCGCGCCGCCGGUCCGCACUCCGCACUAGUUGGUUAGUGGUUGGGUCACGCGUCGUGCGCGGGCCGUGCGUGUCGCCAGUGUGUGGUCCGUCUUGUUCGGAGAGAUGGAUCAAUCAUGGGUACGGCGUGCUCCGGCCCGGCGGUGUCGUCAGUGUGUGGUCCGUGGCCGAUCCAAGUACGGGCGCAAUAAAAGGAUUUGUUGACUUGUACUACUUACGUACGUCUUGAUGAAAUGUGUGCGCCGGUCCUGGUGGUGUGUAGGAGUAUCUUCGUCUUUGCAAGUGGCCAUGGCUUCUCAUCAAUGAAAAUGUUGUCGUGGUCUCCA